Molecule: messenger RNA, 2649 nt
Organism: Phyllostomus hastatus (greater spear-nosed bat)
Lineage: Eukaryota; Metazoa; Chordata; Mammalia; Chiroptera; Phyllostomidae
Gene: OGFOD2
Product: 2-oxoglutarate and iron dependent oxygenase domain containing 2
Exons: 7
Coding region: 475-1527 (350 amino acids)
Molecular function (GO): oxidoreductase activity, acting on paired donors, with incorporation or reduction of molecular oxygen; L-ascorbic acid binding; iron ion binding
Source: RefSeq, a predicted model, not a curated record
CGGGGAAAAUGCUGAACCCAAGCUCAGACGCACAGAACGGGAUGGUUCGCAGCGUUUGGAGGAAACGAGAGAGAACCGCAGAGCGCUUUUAACUGUCCUUGUGCGGUCGGAUGGUUCUACGAAAGCUCCGAGCAGAAAAAGGAGGCAACCAAAGGUCUUGGGUUCCGAGUCCCUGCCUCUCCACGUCCUGUGAAGAUGUGACUCAGUUCACCCAUCUGGAAAGUGGGGCGAGUAAGUCUCGCCUCGUGGAUGCGGACACUGUAAGGCGAAACAAGCAGCCACCGCCCCACCACCUCCACUCCCGGCCCGGAUCAUCUUUUUGCACCGCAGGCUGUUUAGCUGGGGUGGAGUCUUCGUUCUUUCCCGCGCUUGGGAAAUUUAGACUGGACCCUCAGCCGCUGGUGCCACGCCCCUCGGGGGCGUACCCGGAAGUGCUCCUACGGAAGCGGGCGGGGCCGCACACGCCUCUUCACCAUGGCGACGGCAGGUGCCUCGAGGCGCUUCUGUCGCUGCGCCUGCUUCUGCUCCGAGAACUUGUACGUGGCGCGCUAUGGGCUGCACGUGCGUUUCCGGGGCGAGGAGCAGCUGCGCCAGGACUACGGCCCGAUCCUGCGCAGCCGAGGCUGCGUCAGCCCCAAGGACUUCCAGCAGCUGUUAGAAGAGCUUGAGCAGGAGGUGCGGCGGCGGCAGCAGCUGGGGCAGGAGUCGGCGGCCAGGAAAGCUCUCAUCGCCAGCUCCUACCACCCGGCGCGGCCCGAGAUCUACAGCCCGCUGCAGGAUGCGGCCCUGGCUCCCGAGUUUCUGGCCGCGGCUGAGUACAGCACACUGCCGGGCGCGAACCUCGAGGGGCUGCUGCGGCGGCUGGAGACCGUGUCCGAGGAGAAGCGGAUCUACCGGCUGCCGGUGUUCACGGCGCCGUUCUGCCAGGCCCUGCUGGAGGAGCUGGAGCACUUCGAGCAGUCGGACCUGCCCAAGGGGCGGCCCAACACCAUGAACAACUACGGGGUGCUGCUACAUGAGCUGGGCCUGGAUGAGCCGCUGGUGACGCCACUGCGGGAGCGCUUCCUGCGGCCGCUGAUGGCCCUGCUGUACCCCGACUGUGGGGGAGCCUGGCUGGACAGCCACAGGGCCUUCGUGGUCAAGUACGCGCCAGGCCAGGACCGAGAGCUGGGCUGCCACUACGACAAUGCCGAGCUGACCAUCAACGUGGCCCUGGGCAAGGCCUUCACCGGGGGCGCCCUAUACUUCGGGGGCUUCUUCCAGGGGCCUUCAGCUCUGGCCGAGCCCCUGGAGGUGGAGCACGCUGUGGGCCGGGGCGUCCUGCACCGGGGCGGCCAGCUGCACGGGGCCCGGCCCCUGGGCACCGGCGAGCGAUGGAACCUCGUCGUGUGGCUCCGGGCCUCCGCCGUGCGCAACCGCCUCUGCCCCAUGUGCUGCCGCAAGCCCGACCUGGUGGACGACGAGGGCUUCGCCGACGGCUUCACCCGAGAGGAGCCCGCCACCGUGGACGUGUGCGCACUGACUUGAGCCUGGUCGGGACCUGCGGAGGGGUGGGGGCAGCGAGACGGCAGAGGGCUCUGCCACCUCACGUCAGGCGGGGCAGAAAUAAACUCCCUGCACCCCUCAGCGCGUCUUGGUUCCAGAGGACAGGCAGGUCCCUCUUUCAGCAGGCGGCUGGCUUAGGCCGGGUUUGGUAGAAGCAGAGCCUGAGAAGGGGAUUCCUGGUCAUCAAGGGAGCACUGUCAAGGGACGGGGGUCUGGGACGCAGGACACGGCAGGAAGGAGCUGGCCCAGGACGUGGGUUCAGCUGGCAGCUCUGGAGCCUGAGUCCACCUGUUUGCCCCCGCAUCAGUCUGACAGCAGGCUGUGUCCGGAGAGGGGGUGUGUGUGUGUGUGUGUAUGUGUGUGAGAGAGAGAGAGAGAAAGAGAAACUUCCCAGACAUCCACCUCCAGGACAAGUGGCUCCCAGUGGCCAAGGGAAUCUUCCAGAGAAAUGUACAGGUGUGAGCGGUCGGCAUCAGACACCACGACCGGGGGUGAGUGUCCCCGCCUGUAAGGGGGAUGCGGGUGGGUCGGCCACCAGGUGCGUCUUGCAGGUGGUGUUGGGGGGCUACUGUGGAGGGGUUACGAGCAGGGACCCUGGAGCCAGACCGCCCGGGGCCCAGAUUCCGAUUCUGCCACUGCCAGCUCCGUAACUGUGGGCAAACCACUUGACCUCUGUGCCUCAGCUUCCCCAUCGGGACAGUGCCUGUGUCCCACGGCUGCUGUGAAGGCCAGGUGAUGUACAGAGUCUAUAAAGCGCUUUACCACAUCUGCCUGAGUUUGCUGCAGUCAUUGUUAUUGAAGAGUCUGCAACUGCGUGGCCCCUGGUUAGGCGAGAAGUGCAGCUGUACACACUGGGUGGCACGUUUGAAAACCAGGGAUUUCCAUGUUGAAACCACGAGUUCCGGCUUCGGUGGGGACGCCCGGAGACUCCAGGCGCCAUCCCCACACCGCAGACACCGGCUGGAGCAGAGUGUCAGGUGCCCAUUCUAAGCAGACCUGCGGUGCACCCCGUCCCGGGAGUCCCUCCCUCGUUCGCUGCCACGAUCUCUCUAGCCCCUUAUGGGCAUUUGAGUUGGUGGUGUCCGUAUUACUGAUUGGGGACGU